Messenger RNA from Sorghum bicolor (sorghum), 1417 nucleotides. RefSeq lists its product as uncharacterized. The transcript is spliced from 2 exons. The record is from RefSeq and is a predicted model, not a curated record. Lineage: Eukaryota; Viridiplantae; Streptophyta; Magnoliopsida; Poales; Poaceae. Gene Ontology annotation, molecular function: DNA binding. The coding region runs from base 343 to 1239 and encodes 298 amino acids.
CCGUCAAAACUCAAAACCAAAACAGGAAAAAAAAAAAAUCCUCCGCCGACGCCCGCGCGGCUCCUCGCCGCCACCGCCCGCGCGCGCCCUCGCCGCCGCCGCGCACGGCUCCGGUUGCUGCGUCACCCCACCGCCGCCACCCACCUCCCCUCCUCGUAAGUCGGCACACCGCCGCCGCCGCGCGCGCGGCUCCGGUUGCUGCCUCCCGCCGACGACGCCACCCGCGCCGGUCGCCUCCUCGCGCCUCGGCACACAGCCGCCGCCCUGCAUCACCCUGUUGUUACUGCCUGCCGCCACACACUUCCCCGAUCUAUUGCUCACACUGCUGUUCGCAAGAAAACCAUGGAGGGGGCUGAUGGCAAGCAGGAUUCAGAAACCACAUUUAUCGUCAAAGUUCACAGAGAACCUGCCAUCAUUAUCAACGGCGUUCCAGAUUUGCCCUCUGAUUCCACAGCUGGUUCUCAAUCUUUAGUAAAAAUUGACACAAAACCUCAGGUUGAUCCUCGUUUUGGUGGAUGGUUAGAAGGGAGGAAAGUGCAGAAGCUUUUUGGAGACAGGCAUUACGUCGGGAAAGUGGCCAAGUAUGACAGUGAAAGCAAUUGGUACAACAUCAUUUAUGAUGACGGAGACCAGGAAGAUCUUGAAUGGCGUGAACUUGAGGAAAUUCUACUGCCAUUGGACAUAACUGUUCCACUCAAAACACUUGUUAUGGACAAGUGUAAACUUAAGGGAUCAGUUUCUGACUUCAGCAAACCUAAGGUGGGUAGACCAAGGAAAAUGUAUGCUACAAUGGAUGACAGUAUGAAGAAAACAUCACAUGCAGUUGCAAUAUCCCAGGGAAAUGAUGCAAACAAUCAGAUGGCGGGUUUGCUUCCAGCUUCUAUGCCCAAUGACAUGAGUGGCCAGUUAGUGACUGUCAUAACAGAAGGAAAUGCUCAAGCACGCUUGCAGGCUAGUAAUCAACCUAGAAAGAGGGGCAGGCCUCGAAAACAUAUUAUACCCUUACCUGCUAAUAUUCAGCCUAAAAAAAGAGGCAGGCCUCCAAAAAACAGGAAUCCACAGAGCGCCGAAAACGCACCAGAUUCUCUGGCGCUUGUGCCAGUGCAAGAUGAUACACAAGAAUCUUCUAGGAAUCAGAACAGCGCCCUCAUUCGCAAUGCAAUGACAGCUCGGGCAGAAAAACUGAAAAGAGAGAAUUUGCGUGCUCAAAGCACACGAUCUGGAACUCGGUUAUUCUAGGAAGAAAGUAGUUUCACUUCUCCAAUUUAGAUAUCUGAAGCAUUUCAGAAUCUAUGUAUCAAGGUGACAUCUAGCUUUGUACACAUAUUUUGUCCAACCCCGCGGACAUCAAAACUUGUAAAACUAAAUCUGCUAUGCCAAUGCUAUCGUAUUCUUUCCUAUACAAUUAUGUUUUCAA